Messenger RNA from Paramisgurnus dabryanus, 263 nucleotides. It is a transcript of the gene apela, whose product is annotated as apelin receptor early endogenous ligand. Gene Ontology annotation, molecular function: apelin receptor binding. Lineage: Eukaryota; Metazoa; Chordata; Actinopteri; Cypriniformes; Cobitidae. The record is from RefSeq and is a predicted model, not a curated record. Gene Ontology annotation, biological process: apelin receptor signaling pathway; heart development.
AGCAGAAGUCAAAUAAGAGGACUUCUACUAUCAGUAUAUCUACAUAUACAGACUUUGUCCUUGGAGGUAACGGAGGACGCAGCAUCACCAUGAGAUUCUUUCAUCCAAUGUAUCUCCUGUUGUUGCUUCUGGCAGCCCUGCUCAUCACCAGCGCCGAGAGACCAGGCAAAACCGAUUUUCUAAAUCUCAGGCGGAAAUAUCGGAGACACAACUGCAUGAAAAAGCGCUGUCUACCUCUUCACUCAAGAGUUCCGUUCCCUUGA